This is a messenger RNA of Melanotaenia boesemani (Boeseman's rainbowfish), 2831 nucleotides long. RefSeq names its product protocadherin alpha-3-like. Gene Ontology annotation, cellular component: plasma membrane. The transcript has 2 exons. Gene Ontology annotation, molecular function: calcium ion binding. Gene Ontology annotation, biological process: homophilic cell-cell adhesion. Bases 294 to 2831 code for a protein of 845 amino acids. The record is from RefSeq and is a predicted model, not a curated record. NCBI's taxonomy places the organism in Eukaryota, Metazoa, Chordata, Actinopteri, Atheriniformes, Melanotaeniidae.
UAGAUAGAUAGAUAGAUAGAUAGAUAGAUAGAUAGAUAGAUAGAUAGAUAGAGUUGAAUUUUAGUGCAGUUAUUUUACUUUACCACACGGUGACACAAAAGACCAUGACAUCUUUCACACAUCACAAGACUCCUCCCAAAACAGAAAGACAUUUUUUCUGUGCUUUGUUAUAAAGAGACACAGCACCGGAGAGAAAGGGGGCAUUCAGAUUGUCUGCAAAAUGCUGGAUUUUUGACGUUUUCACUUCGGUAACAGUUUAAAGGCUGAAACUGGUCUAAGAUUUUUCCACUCUCAUGGAUUUCUCUAAAAGAACGAGGUUUUUUCGGACUUGCAUUAUGGCUGUGCUGCUUAGUUAUGGCUUGGAAGCAGCAUCUGGACAUCUCUCGUAUUCUGUCACGGAAGAAGUAAACCCCGGAACAUCUGUUGGAAAUAUUGCUAAGGAUCUAAAUAUCAAUGUUCAAGAUUUAGAGUCCCGCAUGUUCAAGAUUGUUGGUGGAUCGCAAAGGAAAUAUUUUGAUGUAAACCUGAAAACUGGCUUUCUUUAUGUUAAUGAAAGAAUAGAUAGAGAAGAGCUUUGUGCAAAGGAGACAAAAUGUACUGUAAGUAUGGAAGCAGUGAUCAACGACCCACUGAAGCUUUACCGGUUAGAGGUAACAAUAAAAGAUAUAAAUGAUAACGCGCCUGUUUUCCCAGACCAAUUACAGUCUAUUGAUGUCCCUGAAAAUACUUUACCGGGUGUUAAAUUUGGACUGAUAGAGGCAUCAGAUUUGGAUGUUGGAAAGAACGGUGUUAAUAUGUACAAGCUUAGUACCAAUGAUUUUUUUUCAUUAGAAAUUCACAAAGGCGGGGAAAGUGUGUCUGCAGAUCUUGUGCUGCAGAAGGCGUUAGACCGCGAGAAAGACGCUGUUAUUAAACUCACACUGACUGCAGUGGACGGGGGAAAUCCGCCGAAGUCAGGGACGUCACAGAUCAUGAUUACAGUUCUGGACAUAAAUGACAACAACCCUGUAUUCAAUAGAUCUUUGUACAAAAUUCAGAUUUCUGAAAAUUUGCCAGUGGGGUCUACUGUUAUCAUCCUGAAUGCAACAGAUGAAGAUGAAGGUUUUAAUAGUGAAAUCGAAUAUUCUCUGAGAAUGAAGGGUCAAGAUCAUGUUUUAGAUUUAUUUCAGAUUGACCCAAACACAGGGGCAAUUUUAGUAAAAGGUAACAUUGACUAUGAAGAAAAUCCUGCGUUUGAGAUUCAUGCUCAAGCAAGUGACAGAGGUCAGCCUCCAAUGUCUGCUCGCUGUAAAGUGCUGGUAGAGGUGGUAGACCUCAAUGACAACGCGCCUGAGAUCUCUGUGACAUCACUACUAAGCACAGUAAAAGAGGAUGCACAAGUUGGUACAGCUAUUGCUCUCGUCUCAGUGCUUGAUAAAGAUGGAGGAAAAAACGGAGCAGUAAAAGCUGUUAUUCCAACACAGAUUCCACUUAAACUAGAAACCAAUUAUAAAAACUAUUAUUCAUUAGUAGUUAAUGGCCAUCUUGAUAGAGAAACUAUGGCUGAAUAUAAUAUCACCAUAAUAGCAACAGAUGAAGGCACUCCACCUCUUACCAGCACCAGUGUCGUUAACAUUCAACUUUCUGAUGUCAACGACAAUCCGCCUCGUUUCUCGGAGCAGGAGUUCAACGUUUAUGUAAAAGAAAACAAUCCAGUUGGAGCAGUUAUUAAGACUGUUUCGGCAGUCGAUGCAGACAUCGAUAAAAAUGGACAAGUGAGCUAUUCUUUUUUAAAAAGUAGCAGCAACACAUCACCAUCGUCUUCUAUGGUUAAUAUAAACUCAGAGACUGGAGAUAUUAUCAGUUUGCAAUCGUUCAACUACGAGGAGUUUAAAACGUUUCAAUUUAAAGUUCAGGCCACAGACUCGGGGGUCCCACCUCUCAGCAGCAACGUGACUGUCAAUGUUUUCAUACUGGAUGAGAAUGACAACAGUCCCACGAUUUUAGCGCCAUAUUCUGAGCACGGCUCUGUUAACAGUGAGAACAUUCCUUAUUCUGUGGAAACAGGCUUUUUUGUGGCAAAGAUCAGGGCUGUGGACGCAGACUCUGGAUACAAUGCACUUCUUUCUUAUCACCUGUCUGAUUCGAAAGGAAACAACUUGUUCAAGAUCGGAACCAGCACAGGAGAAAUUAGGACUAAGAGGAGGAUGAGCGACAAUGAUCUGAAAACCCACCCAUUGGUGGUGCUGGUUUCAGAUAACGGAGAACCUUCGUUGUCAGCUACUGUGUCUAUUGAUGUGGUGGUGGUUGAAAGCACAGCUGACAUCCAGACUCCGCUCAGACAUGUUCCUAUAAAGGAGGACAGCUUCUCUGAUUUGAACUUUUAUCUGCUGAUCUCCAUUGUCUCGGUGUCAGCGAUCUUUCUGCUGAGUCUCAUUGGUUUAAUUGCUGUCAAAUGCCACAGGACAGAUGGCAGUUUCAGUAGGUACAGCGCCCCAAUGAUCACCACCCAUCCUGACGGGAGCUGGUCUUACUCUAAAGCUACCCAGCAGUACGACGUGUGUUUCAGCUCAGACACACUGAAGAGUGACGUAGUGGUUUUCCCCGCGCCAUUUCCACCCGUGGACGCGGAACUGAUCAGUAUUAAUGGAGGAGACACUUUUACCAGGACUCAGACUUUACCCACAAAAGAGAAGGUAAGACUGCACGAUGACAUUGUAGACCAUCACAUCACGGUGGCAUGCGGCUCCACCCAUAUUCAGAGGAUAGAGAUGUUUCUCAAGCCACAGAGACAAAGAGAUUUCGAGGUUAAAGACAAGCGUGCGACGACGAUUUUAUUACCAGUAGGCUAA